Molecule: messenger RNA, 1542 nt
Organism: Vicia faba (fava bean)
Lineage: Eukaryota; Viridiplantae; Streptophyta; Magnoliopsida; Fabales; Fabaceae
Source: the annotation of a GenBank genome assembly
AUGAUUUCUGAAGAAAAUAAAACUGUCACUGAUGAAGAUCAUGAGGCUUCAUCUUGCAGAAGAACCGCUUCUCUUCCUCUUGCUCACAAGGAUAACGAUGGUUCGACGGGGAUAAUUGAAGAAAUCUCACAUGUUCCUCCGCGGAAGAAACAGAAUCUUCUGUUGGAAAUACCAUCAAGAGCACGAGAAGAGUGUUCACAAGAUUAUGUGGCUAUCAAAGUUCCGAUGACACCGAGUCCUACUCCUAAGAGAGUGAAUUUUCUGAUGACUUCUCGGUCGGUUGAUGCUCCCGUAAAUAAUUCUCCUGGAUCCGCAACAUCAAGAGGCAAAUCAUCGUUAAGAAACAUGCUACCGAAAUUGAGCUUCAGGAGUAGGACACCGGCAGAUAAUGACAAGAUGAACAUAUCAACUCCGGAGGUUUCCUCUUCAGGCCAUCGAGAAAAGCCUUUGAUCUCGAGAUCACUGUCACUUAGUAAGAUAUUUACUCCUAGGAUGAAAAGAACUUCAUCAUUGCCAUUAGAUGAAAUUGGAAAUUCGAAUACCGAAUCCACUCAUGGUGGAAAUAUGAGUUUUAUUUUGCAGAAAAGAGAGACUCGACUGAAGAUAGCGCGCUCUCUUUCCAUGCCUGCCAACAACAAGAAGGAUAAAAGCCUAAAGAGGAUGGAUUCGUUUUUUCGCGUUGUUUCUUCUACUCCUCGAGUAAAGGAAGGAAAUGAAUUGUUGAGCACGUCUCCGACUAAGGAUACUGAAAUCGAAGAUGCUGAUGAUGGCCAAGAUAUAGCUCAAGAGGAGGCAGUGUGUAGAAUUUGUUUGGUUGAAUUAUGUGAAGGAGGUGAGACAUUCAAGUUGGAAUGUAGCUGCAAAGGUGAACUUGCUUUGGCUCACCAAGAAUGUGCUAUUAAAUGGUUUAGUAUAAAGGGUAAUAGAACUUGUGAUGUCUGCAUGGAGGAUGUUAGAAACCUUCCUGUCACUCUGUUACGGAUUCAAAGUGUUCGAAAUCGAAUUACUGGAGCAAGUAGAUCUCAGCUCGAAGAUGUAAACGGGGUUUGGCAGGAAGUUCCAGUGCUUGUCAUUGUUAGCAUGUUGGCAUAUUUCUGUUUUCUUGAGCAACUGUUGGUUACAAAAAUGGGAACAGGUGCAAUUGCCAUAUCCCUUCCAUUUUCCUGUGUACUAGGCCUGCUCUCCUCCAUGACAUCAUCAACCAUGGUGAAGAGCAGGUUCAUAUGGAUUUAUGCAUCUUUCCAGUUUGCUCUGGUGGUUCUCUUCGCACAUAUAUUUUACUCCUUGGUUCAUGUGCAAGCAGUUCUAUCAAUCCUUCUUGCAACAUUUGCUGGUUUUGGCGUGGUAAUGAGUGUAAGUUCUUUCCUUGUUGAGCUUUUUAGAUGGAGAAGGAGACAGCAGGCUUCAUCAGAGCUAUUCCAUGGCCCUCUACCGAUAACACAAGUAGGACAACAACCUCGGCCUGCAAACACGCCACGAUCAGGUGAAUCCAACCACAAUCAAUCUGUAGUGCAAAAUCAACAAGACUCAAAUCAAAGUUGA